Ilyonectria robusta is the source of this 1573-nucleotide messenger RNA. Its product is annotated as major facilitator superfamily domain-containing protein. Bases 1 to 1416 code for a protein of 471 amino acids. Gene Ontology annotation, biological process: transmembrane transport. The transcript is spliced from 5 exons. Gene Ontology annotation, molecular function: transmembrane transporter activity. NCBI's taxonomy places the organism in Eukaryota, Fungi, Ascomycota, Sordariomycetes, Hypocreales, Nectriaceae. The record is from RefSeq and is a predicted model, not a curated record.
AUGGAACCCAAAUCCGAUUCUCAAGGCGUCAAGUUGGUCGAUUGGGACGGACCCGAUGACCCACGACACCCGUACAACUGGCCCAAAACACAGCGGGUAACCCAUAUUGCUCUCGUCAGCUUCAUCACAUUGGUAGUAAACCUUGCUGCAACGCUCUUCUCCCCAGCCGCAGCGAAGGUCAUCGUCGACUUUUCCAUUACAAACACAACUAUUGCUUCACUCACCGUAUCUAUCUACCUAUUGGGAUUCGCAUUAGGCCCGUUGGUGAUUGCGCCGCUUUCUGAGCUUUAUGGUCGCUUGUGGAUCUAUCAUAUCUGCAAUGUUAUUUUCUUAGCUUUCACCAUCGGCUGCGCCACCUCCCAGAAUCUCGCCUCGUUUCUAAUAUGCCGAUUCCUUGCUGGUUGCGCUGGCGCUGCCCCUCUUAUUAUUGGCGGUGGUACGAUUGCGGAUUUGGUCCCGGUUGAAAAAAGGGGGGCGGCGAUGGCCGCGUAUGGCAUUGGCCCGCUUCUUGGACCGGUAUUGGGACCUAUCAUUGGAGGCCUUGUAGCUGCGGAUUUGGGUUGGCGGUGGACAUUAUGGAUCAUUAGUAUCAUCGGCGGUACUCAAACUAUUCUAAGCUUCAUCUUUAUGAGAGAGACCUAUGCACCUGUCCUACUUGCUCGAAUAGUCAAAAAGAUGCGAGCAGAAUCGGGAGAUCAAUCGCUACAGCCAAAUGGAAUGACCAACGACAAGCCUACGACACUCUUCCUACGUGCCACUAUCCGACCUACCAAGAUCCUGUUCUGCUCUCCAAUAGUGUUGUCUCUCUCUCUUUUCAAUGCUUUGGUCUUCGGGAUGAUGUUCCUGCUGUUUACAACGUUUCCGACAGUCUUCCAACUCCAAUACGGGUUCGGCACUCGUAUUUCAGGCCUCAGCUACCUUGGACUAGGAAGUGGGAUGCUGAUAGCUCUCUUCUGUUUUAGGAUUUUGAGUGACAGGAUCCUAAAACGAAUGAAGGGCGUGGAUGCCCCAAAACCUGAAUACCGGCUUCCUCUCAUGAUUUGGCUCUGCCCCCUUAUCCCAGUGGGAUUCUUUUUCUAUGGCUGGACGGCUGAGUACAAAGUUCAUUGGAUUGUGCCAAUCUUAGCGACAUCAUUCAUUGGUUCUGGAAGUCUCUUCAUAAUGCUGCCAUCUCAAAUUUACGUUGUCGAUGCAUUUGGGGCUCACGGCGCGGCAUCUGCCCUUGCCGCAUUAGCAGUUAUUCGAUCUAUUUUUGGAUGCUUCAUUCCGCUUGCGGGGCCGAAGCUUUAUGAAGACCUUGGAUUUGGGUGGGGAAAUUCGGUUCUUGGAUUCAUAACUCUAGCAUUUACACCAGUUCCAUUCGUGCUGUACAAGUACGGCGAAAGUCUCCGGCAGAGGUUCCCAAUCAAACUCUAGUAGGGAUCGAAUUGGAACGACGUAUUAUAGGGACAAGGUCUCAGUUGAAAAGCGAGUGGCGUCACGAGACACACCUGAAGGCAUCCAAACACACAUCACAGGUUCAAAGUGUAGAAGGGUAUCGAGUAGCCUACUUUUCAUUCAUCUUGGGAAGGCC